Molecule: messenger RNA, 6542 nt
Organism: Bactrocera latifrons
Lineage: Eukaryota; Metazoa; Arthropoda; Insecta; Diptera; Tephritidae
Product: chromosomal serine/threonine-protein kinase JIL-1
Exons: 10
Coding region: 1365-6014 (1549 amino acids)
Biological process (GO): regulation of DNA-templated transcription; protein phosphorylation
Molecular function (GO): protein serine/threonine kinase activity; ATP binding
Source: RefSeq, a predicted model, not a curated record
AGGUGAAAAGAUAUUAGGCAUUUUAAAAAUAACUACGCAGUGUGUCGGAGUGGAUGUCACGUCGUCUAGUUCGUACAUCUUCGUGGUGUAAAUUUUAAAGAAAAUCGGGAAAAUUUGUUAACAAAUAGAUCAAUUUAAUAUUCUUUAACGAAAAAGCUCUAUCGCGUGUGCGUAAACAUGGUUUGCCAGAUUUGUUGCUGAGCAAAGGUCGGAAUUUGUGUUCGGUGAAAUCGUAUUUGGUGCAUAGAUAAUGCAAGUGAGUGUAAGAAAAUAAACGAAGGCUUGGAUAAAAUUAAAGCUUUAAAAUUCCUUGAAGGGUUUAGAUAUUAAAAAAAGAAAUAUUUAAAGUUCAAGAAGUGAAAUAUUUUAGGCUGAUAAAAGCUAAACUGAAAUGCAGUUAUGAAGUGAAAAAUAUAUAGAGUGAAAUUUUCAUUUUUUUAAUUUUUAUUGCUAUUUUUUUUUUCUCUUUUGCGCUGUCAUCACCAUUUUGACAAGUCUCCCAUGCUUUGAAAAUAUUGCAUAUGUGUUGGAAUGGCGUGGUGUUAAUUUCUUUGUGUGUGGUAAGGUGGUGAAUUCGUUUACAAACGGCUGCCAUCUGACAAAAGCGACAAAGCGAAAAAUAGGCGCGUGUAGCUUGUAAUUAAAACUAUUGAGAUAAUUAAAAUAGAUAUACUUUUCGUGAAAAUAAAUAUUUAUAUUUUAUAGCCUUUAGUUUUGUGAGAAAUCGGUGCCCCGGACAUAAAGUUAAAUCGUAAGAAGCGCCAAGAAAAGCAAGUAUCGUUGCUAAAUUCUAAAUAUUGAUACUGCGGGCAUGAAUGUAUGGAUUAACUUCGCAAAUAAUUAAAGAUUACUGGAAGUUUUGAAAAAAUGGGAACAACUCCAAAAGCGCUAACAACAACAAAUACUUUUAUAAAAUCAGUGGCAACUAAUACAGUAUUUGCCUCGCAAAAGUACGCGUCAAGUUGACCGCAACUAUUAAAAAUAUUUCAACGCGGUAGCGUAAUACCCCUCCCACCGUAUUUUCUUCUUUUGAAUAUUACCAAAAAAUCUUUUUUUCAUCGAAAACUGAAACAUGAUUCUCUUUAUUUUCCCAACAUUUAUAAGCUCGUUGUGAAGUAAAUCAAUCGUGGAAGAUUUUAUGUAUGUACAUAUUUUCAGUGCGACUAGCUUGCCAUACGGAAAAUAACCAUCGAUUGUCAAAAAGUUGAACACGAUUAAAUGUCACAAUUGAAAAAAAUAAAUUCAUAAAAACUUUAAACCAUAAAUUCAAACCAAUUUACUUAAAACUUAGAAACUGAAAAUCUUUCCAAUAUACAAGUAAACAAACACAUUACAACCGCAUAUUUUACAAGGUGUUUGGCGCAAUGAGUCGUUAUUAUACCAACAAUACGGGUGGUAGCAGUACCAAAGCCCUGAAUUUAACCGCCAGUGCCACUGUUAAAAAGAUGGGCACACGACGACAAGCUGAGCAUGAAAGCGGUUUUUAUGAACAGAGUACGGAUGAUACACAUUUCACUGGUGGUGGUGGUGGUGGUGGCAAGCGUAACCGCCAAUCUUCUGCCGAGCAUCACAUGAAUGGUGGACGAAGCAAGCGUCAGAAAGUAAACAUGGGUAUUGCGAAUUCCACAACGCAGCCAGUUGGCGCUCAUAUGACUGUACAUAGUCAAAGCAAGUACACAAGACAGGGUGCAAUUACAACUAAUAACAAACAAGAUCAACGCAACCAAUACUACAUCAAUAACAAUAACAAUGGGAGCAAACGUUAUGCACAACCUCAAAUGCCUCAACAACAACAACAACAAUCGCAACAUCAACAAGUCAGUAGCUCGACGUCAAAUAAAAAGACAACAGCUAGUAACAACAAUAAUAAUAAUAUUAGUAAUAAUAAAAAUAAUUACUAUGUGCAACUUACUGCAAAGAUGAAUGCAUUACCAGUGGCCGAGACUAUCGAAGUGCCCGACAGCAGUGAUAGCGAUAACGAUGACAAGGCUAAUAGAAAAGCUAAUGGCGGGGGCGCCAGUAGUGGAAUGCCAACACUUAUUGUUAGUGGCAGUAGUAGCUGUAACAGUAAUAGUCAAUUGACUGCCUCCCAUUCACAACAACAGCACCUUCAGAACAAAUACAAAUAUGAACAACAACACCACCAACAGCAACAACAACAACAAAUGAGCGUCAAUGGUGCAAGUAGCAGUGGUCAGGUGUCAAGUAAAAAUAGGGAAAGCAAUCGCAAAGCCGAACUCGCUAACGGUAACAACAAUGCGGAAUUAGAACGUAUGCAACGUGAAAUUGAAGAUGUUACACAGGUCCACACCAAAUGUACAGCAACGGAAGAGGAAAAAGUGAAUUUGUCACAUUUCAAGCUGAUACGUGUACUCGGAACUGGGGCUUACGGUAAAGUGUUUCUCGUACGUAAGAUUGGUGGCGACGAUGAUAUGACAUUGUAUGCCAUGAAGGUGUUAAAGAAGGAUACAGUGGUGCAGAAAAAGAAGACAGCCGAACAUACCACAACCGAACGACAAGUUCUCGAGGCUAUACAACAAAGUCCAUUCCUAGUUGGCAUGCAUUAUGCAUUCCAAACGGAUUCGAAAUUAUAUUUAAUUUUGGAUUACGUCAGUGGCGGCGAACUCUUUACGCAUCUCUAUACGGCCGAGCAUUUUUCGGUGGCAACCGUACGCAUUUACAUUGCCGAAGUGGUGCUUGCUUUGGAGCAUCUGCACAAAUUGGGUAUCAUAUACCGUGAUAUAAAACUCGAAAACAUUUUACUAGAUGGACAGGGACACAUAGUGUUGGCCGAUUUUGGUUUAUCAAAGAUAUUCGAACCCGAUUCGGAUCAUCGUGCGCACAGCUUCUGUGGCACAUUAGAAUACAUGGCACCAGAAAUCAUACGCGCUGGUGCUACUGGACAUGAUCUCGCUGCCGAUUGGUGGUCUGUGGGUGUGCUCACAUAUGAAUUGCUCACUGGCGCCUCGCCUUUUACCGUUGUCGAACAACAAAACUCUCAAGUCGACAUUUCACGUCGCAUACAAAAAGUCGACCCAGUGCUGCCAGCCACAUUGAAUGAUACAGUCAAAGACUUUAUACUGAAAAUGCUACAUAAGGAUCCCAAGAAGCGUUUAGGCGGUAACAGUAAAAAUGCUGCCGAAAUCAAAAAGCAUCCCUUCUUCAAAGGUAUCGAUUGGGAUGAGUUGAAGAGUAAAAGACGAAAAGCGCCCUUCAAGCCCAAUCUAGAUAGCGAAGAUGACACACAAAAUUUUAGCGAGGAAUUUACCAAACAACCAGUGAUUGAUUCCCCAGCUCCGGUUCCUGUUAAUACCCAUAGAUUGUUUCGUGGCUACUCAUAUGUGGCGCCGCAACACUUGAAAUCGCGCAAAGCGCUACAAAAGGUCUAUGACGUUGAGUAUUGCAAAGAUCCGUUGAUGAAUCCAACAAAUAGUCCGCCCACGCUUCAAUUAGGUGGCGUUUUGAGCUAUGGCAGCUUCGGCAGCUGCUAUACACUAACUGACACCGAAAAGCAUUGUAAUUACGUGGCUAAAGUGGUGUCUGAAAAAUUAUAUCGCCCUGCCGAAGUAGAUGCCUUGAGAUCGUGUAAUCAUCGGAAUAUCUGUAAAUAUAUUGAUACAUACCGAAAUGGCUCGAAUAUUUGGAUUGUGAUGGAACAUGUGGCUGGCGGUGAAUUGCAAAAGUUGGUACAUGCGUCUGGCGGUCUCUCUGAGUCACAAUGCUGUGAUAUUUUCCUACAAAUUUGUGAUGCUGUGCAAUAUUUGCACUCGAAGAAUUUCAUACAUGGCGAUAUAAAACCGGAAAAUAUAUUAUUUACCGAUACGCAAAUGAGACGUAUCAAAUUGGUCGAUUUCGGCUCUGCCAGCUACAACUCCAAGGCCGACACUUGGCAAGAUGUGCCCCGUUAUACACUCGACUAUGCACCGCCAGAAAGUCUUGCAGAUCCACAAUGCACAACGUACUCCAAAGCCUAUGACGUGUGGUGUCUCGGCGCAACACUAUACGCCAUGUAUAUGGGCCAUCCUCCGUUCAGGCGCAGUCAGAAUGAGCAAAUUCAUGACCGUGUCGUGAGGCAGCGUAUAAUGGAUGGUGAAAUGCAAACUAAAUCGUCGCGUUGGAAGAAUGCCAAACUUGCAAUGAGGCAACUAAUUGUAGAUUUCUGUUUGCAACGGGAAUCCGUGAAGCGUGCGUCUAUCGAAGGAUUGCUGGGACAUCAGUUUUUGUUCGCGAAAUUCGAUGAAUUACAAAAGGUGCUGUGCCGCUUGAAUCGCCAACGAUCAGAAGAAGUUGAACACUCUGCUGAUGAGGAGGAUGAUGCUGAGGAAGUGGUUGCCACAGAAAGAGAUGAGGAUGUGGCGGUAGCCGAGCUGACGGAAGAAUGCGCCGUCGUGACGAAUGUAGAUGAACUCGUAGACUAUGAUAUGAGCGUAGAUGGUGCUGAUGCAAAUGUUGUGUAUGAAAAUGUGGAGGGUGUUAGUGCUGAACGAAAUGAAAUGGUUGAGACGGAGAAGGAAGUAGCAGGCGAAAUAGGAGAACAGCAACCAGCGGUGCUGGAAGCCGAUGAACUAGACAACUAUAAUGAAUGGCAGCAACAGCAGGCACAACAACAAGCCAACUCAUCGCACGAAUCCGAUACACAAUCGACACACAACCGUCUCGAGUCUGAAGGCGACACAACCAGCGGCCUCGGACGCAGUAAAUCCUCUGACCACACACUGAUCGAACGCCAAACAUUAAGUGUAAAUAGUUUGAAUGGACUAGAAGCAAGUGGAGAACCAAUUGAGAGCGGUGAACUCAUUGAACUUGAGUGUGUUACUAGCGAAAAGACUGUAAGCGCCGACGAACUGAACGAUAGCAUGAUAGAGGAUGAAGUGGAAGUGAAUGGAUUUGCUGGUUUCGAUGAGGACGAAAUUAUUGAACGUAAAAUGAACUAUAUUGAUAUACUAUUAGCACAGAUUGAGCAAAAUAAAAUUGCUGCAGUUGAUAUUGACGAGGAUCAAUCAACAGAAAAUGUGGCAGCACCAAUGAAGACUGAACCAGUCCUUGAAAAGACAAAAGGAGAUAUAAGUGCAAUUAAGAAGAACGCUGGUACUAAAGCUAAGAAAGCGUUUAGUGAACUGAAAACUAAUUAUAUGGCUAACGAAACCAAUAAGACGAAUAAUAAUGAAAUCGGCAAAACGUUGGAGACAAAUGAACAAACACAAGAUCUACGUACGAAUAAUACAAUAAAGCAGCGAAAUGUAAAACAAUUGCGUACGCGUAAGCAAUUGGCAAAUAAGAAAACUAAGACUGGCGCUAUGAGUAAAGAAGCAGCAUUGGACACAGUAAAACAGGAAAGUGAGUUAGAAUUAAUGCCAAACACUGACGUUGCAGAAGAGAAUAUGCGUGCUGAAAAAGACAGUAUAAGUAGCAAACCUGAGUUGACAUUAGCAGCCGAAUCGAAAACCAUACGAUCACGCCGCAACCGACGUAGUAUACGCAUGCCCACAUACGAUGAUGAAAACAACUGGCUCGGUGUGUCAACGCAAAUGCGUGCGAAAUAUGCACAACGCUUCAAAGCACGUUAUCGCUUUUUCACGCUUUUGCUAUUUAGCACACAAAAUGCAUUACGCUAUUUCAAAAUCGAACGUCGCUACUAUGAAUAUCAAACACCACAGGCGAGUGAAGCUCAGGAACAAGAAGAGGACACGGCAAACGCUAAUAAUACACAUACACAUGACAUAAAAAGGGAAAACAAUGAAGGCGAAGAAAAUGAUAGGCGUGCCAAUAUCAGUGCGGACACUAAGGAAAUGCUUCCAAAGCAACAAAAUGGCGAAAUCAUUACACCCAUAUCAAAAGCAACCUUCAAGGCCAUGACUAAUACGGAAAGACAGGCGCGACAUAAACACAGCCAAAGUGGGAGUCUGAAUGCCAAGCAUGAAAGUAACAUUAAGGAUGUUGUACCGUCGACAGCGGUGCAUUUAGUACCGGUUGGCACGCUACGAACGUUGCGUCAACGUCACGUAUAUAAAUGAUUGGCGCAUCUUUUGCGCAUUAUGGUGGAACUAGAAUUCAUAGUGGGCUAUAGAUGUGGUGAAAAUUACUACAUAUUUACUUUUCACAUCUUUAUAAGUUAUUUUUGUAAAUUCAGUUAUGCUUUCAUUUAAAAGCCAGCGGGAAUAAUAGGCUAUUGCUGCUUUGCGUGUAACGAAGAAGAGUACAUAUUAAAUGCGUUAAGGACUGUUUUUCUUUUAUAAAAGCUCUAUAAACAUAAGUAUUAUGCAAACGUCAUUUAAAAUGGUUACACGCGUUUUUGUUUAUAUUUUAUUUAACCAGUGGCAUUUGAGUUUUUUUUUUUUUUAAUUAAAAAAUUAUCUUCAAGUUUAAACAAGUUAUGAAAAUUUAUAACAGUUAAUUAAUAAGUUGUAUUGCUGAGAAUUUAAUUGUUAAUUAGUUAUGCGUUCACCACAUUUAGACCAAGGUUGGGAAUUUUUCAAUUCAAAAAUAUAUUUUUGGAUCAAAAAUUAGAACUUUUAUUUUUAAUCCCAAAAUUUAAAAUUUAA